Fundulus heteroclitus (mummichog) is the source of this 4737-nucleotide messenger RNA. It is a transcript of the gene limk2, whose product is annotated as LIM domain kinase 2. Gene Ontology annotation, cellular component: nucleus; cytoplasm. Gene Ontology annotation, biological process: actin cytoskeleton organization; protein phosphorylation. The transcript is spliced from 16 exons. Gene Ontology annotation, molecular function: protein binding; ATP binding; protein serine/threonine kinase activity. The record is from RefSeq and is a predicted model, not a curated record. NCBI's taxonomy places the organism in Eukaryota, Metazoa, Chordata, Actinopteri, Cyprinodontiformes, Fundulidae. The coding region runs from base 258 to 2312 and encodes 684 amino acids.
GCUCCCAUCUCCAGGUGCUGCAGUUGAGCCUUUCCGCUCGCCGUACAGGAAUGUGGCGAUCGCAUUACGUCACUUAUCCUGCCAGCAGGCGAGAGGAGCCGCUCCGUCCACCAGGAAUUUGCUCUCUGUUUUUGUUUUGAGCUUUUUAAAGGGUGGGCAGUCGGUGCUUUUUUUUUUUUUUUUUUUGUUCCUUCCUUCUUUGUCGCUGAUGUGUUGAGAGCUGGGUGGAGGUCCGGCAUGUCAACGUGAGGCGGCUCAUGACGGCCCCCCUGCUGCAGAAUGAGACGCUCGUAGACGGAGCCCAAAUCACGACGACGCUCUCGGGAGAGUCGAUGGAGGAACCAGAAGAUAAUUGCUCCUGUGCGGGCUGUGGAGGAAAAAUUCAAGACUCGUUCCAGAUAAAGGUCCUCCAGGACACCUGGCACAACGCCUGCUUUCAAUGCUCCGUGUGCUCCGACAACCUGACCAACUGGUACUAUGAGAAGGACGGCAAGCUGUACUGUCGGAAUCACUACUGGGAGAAGUUCGGGGAGCUCUGCCACGGCUGUUCUCUGCUGAUGACGGGACCGGCCAUGGUGGCCGGAGAACACAAGUACCACCCCGAGUGUUUCGUGUGCCUGAGCUGCAAGGUGGUCAUUGAGGACAGGGACACUUACGCCUUAGUCGAGCGCUCCAAACUCUACUGUGGAAAGUGCUACAAGCAGGAGGUCCUCACGCCCAUGUUGGAGAAGCGCUCGCACGACUCCAUCUUGGACUCGCUGCCCCACACGGUGACGCUCAUCUCCAUGCCGUCCGCUGCCAACGGGAAGAGGGGCUUCUCCGUGUCCGUGCUGAGCGACGUGAACGGCUCGGCGAGCGUUCAGGUCAAAGAGGUCAAAGGGAUGCUUAUAAGUCCGGAGGUGCGAGGUGCCAUCCACGGAGGAGACAGGAUCCUGGAGAUCAAUGGGCUUCCUGUUGGGACGCUGAUGGAGAAAGAGGUGUACGAUCUAAUCCACCACACCAGCCACACGCUGCAGCUGCUGAUAGAGUACGACCCGGUGAGGCAGCGCUUGGAUCGGCUGCGGCUGGGCUCGCCCAGGAACGACACGGGGGUCCCGGCCACGUCCCGCAUGCGCCUGUCCUCGCCGUCCGACACCGUCCUGGAGCGGACGGACGAGGUCGACGACGGCACGCUGAAAAGGAGAUCUAUAAAGCGAAGUAACAGCAUAUGCAAGUCCCCCAACUGCCUCAAGGAGUCGCCGAUAAUCGCCAGAGACAUCGGCCGCUCCGAAUCUCUCAGGUCCUCCAACAGCUGCUCCCACCGCAUUUUCCGGCCGUGUGACCUGAUCCACGGGGAGGUCUUAGGGAAGGGCUUUUUUGGACAGGCGAUCAAGGUGACACACAAAGCCACGGGGGAGGUGAUGGUGAUGAAGGAGCUGAUCCGCUGUGAUGAGGAGACGCAGAAAACCUUCCUAAAGGAGGUCAAAGUGAUGAGAAGUCUGGAUCAUCCACACGUGCUGAAGUUCAUCGGCGUUCUGUACAAAGACAAGAGGCUGAAUCUGAUCACGGAGUUCAUCGAGGGAGGCACGCUGAAGGAUUUCAUCCGGGACAUGGAUGUGUUUCCUUGGCAACAAAGAGUCAGCUUUGCAAAGAGCAUCGCCUCUGGCAUGGCCUACCUUCAUUCGAUGAGCAUCAUCCACAGAGACCUCAAUUCUCACAACUGCCUGGUUAAACUGGACAACACCGUGGUGGUGGCUGAUUUCGGGCUGUCCCGGCUCAUCGUGGAGGAGAAAGUCAAACCUCCUCCAGAGAAACCUUCCACCAAGAAGAGAGUGCUGAGGCGCAGCGACAGGAAGAAGCGCUACACUGUGGUGGGAAACCCUUACUGGAUGGCUCCAGAAAUGCUAAACGGUAAACGCUAUGACGAAAAGGUGGAUAUAUUCUCCUUUGGGAUUGUUCUCUGUGAGAUUAUUGGAAAAGUGUACGCAGACCCCGAGUGCCUCCCCAGGACUAUGGACUUUGGCCUGAACGUCGGCAAGUUUGUGGAGAAGUUUCUCCCUGAAGAUUGUCCUCCAGCUUUCUUUCCCCUGGCGGUGGCCUGCUGCGACCUCACACCGGACAACCGUCCACCUUUCCAGAAGCUGGAGGACUGGUUUAAGGCCCUCGCCCUCAGCCUGGAGCUGGGAAUCCCUCUGCCGCCUGAACUGGAGGAGCUCCAUCAGAGUCUGAGUCAACUGUACUGGUCUAAGGACGCGGUCCUGAGCUCAGAGCAGCCGUCCACCCCAACAGCCGCCUCUCCAGACUGCACCAGCGUGACGGACAACGGCACCUAGGACUCGUGCCUGUCGGACGUGUAACUCGCUCUUUGUGAUGCCUCUUAACUGCUGCACUAAUUCUGUGGAUGGGGGGGAAAAAGAGGGAAACGGUGUUGAACCCGAGCCAUGUUAGAACUGGAUAACCUGAGAUAGCUGGACCAGUUGUCCCUUCAGCGGAGCACAACCCUGUGAGUGCCGGUGAACUGCAGUGAGAAUCAAGAGACACAUUUCAAAUUCACAACUUUUAGUUGCUUUUUUUUUUGUUUUUUUUUGCUACUGUGUUCCUCUUUUUGACAACACAGAGCCGUUCUUAAUGUUUAAAGUUUACUGAACGGUAGCAACCCAGAGGGGCUGUUUCCCUGUGGACAGAGACCUCUAUUAGACGUUCUUGUCCCUAUGUGACAGUAGUUUUAUUUUUCUGGCUCCGAUGCUGUUCGCAGCACGUUGCGAACACAGAUCCAGUCCACACCUUAACGAGGAGUGGCCUUAACAGCAACAAUAAAAGAAAAACAAUGCUGACUGACAGUCAGAUCAGAGCGCAGGUAAGGAUUAUUGACAUGCAGAUUUUAGGAUUUUAAUUUCCUUGUUCUUUAUGAACCUGUCCCUCAGAGCAAAUUUUGCUCCAAGCAGAAAAGACGACUUAUCCUAAAAGUUGAAAAGAUGUCCUCAGAAAGAUAAACUGAUGUUUAAAUUUGUUUGAAAGGUGGUUGGAGUCGAUGCAGUGGGCUUAACUAAGCCUGCCUUUUUGUGGCUUUGCUUAGGCCAAAUGUGGAGGACAAAAAAAAGUCCAGAUUUCAACAACUUCUCUGGGUAAAAUCAAAAUAAAAACUGAUCAUUCUCAAAUAGCCAUAAAGAACGAGUUCCCCAUCAGAUAUUCAGGAUUUAAAAGGCUAAUUUUAAAUAAAUAAGAACAGCUUUGAUAAUAUUUAUCUCCAGCCUUCCAGCUGUUUUCAACUGGUCUGGACUGAUUGAGCUGAAAUUUGGCCAGUUCUGCUUUACAAACUGAUUUCUCAGCACACCUCUAACACAUUUUUACCUUGGACAGCACCACGUUAUUAUUAUUUAGUCGCGUGACCAAACUUCUCUAACUCUGAUCACAUUACAAAAGCAACUUUGGCAGUUAGCAGAUUUUAAACGGGUGUGUAGUUCAAUCAAAACUGUGUAUUACUAGCUCCCUUGGUAAUUUGGUAAUUUUAUUCAGCAUCGACAGCCAGAAAAGCACCAAAAAGACACCCUUAUGUAUGAUAAAUACCAAGUAGGAUGUAGAUGGUUGUAUUUCUAGUCAUAGGUUUCUCUUUUUUUUGCCCAUAGACAGCUGCAGGUCCACAGAGCUCAUCUGUGUUUUUUCCCUGCUUUAACUCAAAAUUUCUCUAGUUUAUCUAUGAACGUUGUGAGAAUGUUUAUUUCUUACUGAUUGUUGCAUUUCACAACCUACUAAAAAGACAAGAAAUUUCACAUAAAAUAGUUACCUGUAAGCCUGAAGCCCUUUGAAUGUUUCUGUGCAGCAUCUUAAGCGAUUACCCCAUAGCCCUUGUUAGUUGUUAGUUGUUGGGUUUUUUUGUUCUAGGAGCUUAAAUGAUGCAGUUAGAAAUGUUCACCAUUGUGAAAAACACACUGCUGACAUUAAGAUGUGCAGAUGUGCCUAAUUACAAAUCAUUUAUAGACCGAAACCAAUUCAUCCGAGCACACAAGAUAAAUUUUUUUUUAAUAUAUUGACUUUUCGCAGCUUGGAUUCAAACCAGAAACCACAAAUCAUUGUCCUUCUAAAUAAACAAAUUUAUAUUUAAUCAAUUGAGGUCACUUUUUUGUUUAUUUGACAUGUAAACUUUUUUUUCUCUUUUUUUCUCCUUUUUGUUAGUUUUUAUUUAUUUAGUUGUUGUUGUUUUUCUAAUAUUGGGAUUUUAUUGAACGGUAUGCUUUUCUUUUAAAGCCUCUGUUCCUAAAAUGUGUAGAUGCCAACAAUGCUGACCUGCACUGUGGGCAAAGCAUGAAGAUAACAUAAAAUAUGUAUGUUCUGAUGCAGAAAAGUUUGUUAGUUUGGAGCAAGACAGUGAAGAUUCAUUUAUUUUCUAACCUUCACUGGUCCCAGUUUUAUUUCUUUGUGGUCUUGUAUUUUUAAAUAUUUUUUUCAGAAUAAUGAAGACUUAAUCAUUUUGUUCUUUUUAACAAAUCAGGACAAAAGGCUUCUGUUGGAUGUUGUGAAACAAUCUCUGUAAAGUGGGACUUGUUUUUUUUUUUUCCUAAGCAAUGUAUAUAAUGUGUGUAUAUAUGAUACCUUGAUUGGAUUUAAUUGUAAUGUUUAGAUUUUUUCUCUUUUCAUGUUAGACAUUUCGUCAGCAUUUUGCGAUUCCCAAAGCAAGGUACUGAAGACCAGUUGUAACCACUUUUAUUUAUAUCCCUGUAGUGUUACGUAAAUAAAACUUCUGAAAGUUGCUUUUUCAAA